AUGGAUAUCCAAUCAACCAUACACGACUUAGCAAUAGAGGAAGUCGACGCAAACGGAGAUACCAUUCUCAUCCUAUCCAUGAAGGAUCCCCGUCAGCUUUUCCACUGUUCUUCGCAAGCCCUCAUUGCGACCUGUGACCAUUUCCGGGAGAAGCUCGCUCCAGGUCAACAGCCUCACAAGGAGCUUACACAGAAUGGAAAGGUUUACCUCACCAUUCCCGAUUUCGAGGCAGAUUGUGUCUUGACGAUUCUCCACAUCAUCCAUAAUCCAUCCACGCGUCUCCCAGAGCCACUACAUCCACUCCGUCAAUCGUGGCUGGUCGCCCGAUUCAACAUCUAUCUCAAAUGCCAACGGGAUGCGCAGCUUGGGGCCGACUUCAUUGCAGCUUGGAAGGAAAAAGCGAUGAACACCAAAUUUCACCUAUCUAACACCCCCAAAUGGAUGCUGAUCUCCUAUACCUUCCGCCAAGAGGCCGUUUUUCGACACACCACGGCACUGGCCCAGCAAUAUGGAGCUGGGGUCUUCAAGGCAGCUGGGCUAUCCAUUCCAAAGGAAGUGGGUAGUAAGCAAUCAUUCCAAACUAUUUUAAAUUGUCUCUAG
This is a messenger RNA of Penicillium canariense, 600 nucleotides long. RefSeq lists its product as uncharacterized. NCBI's taxonomy places the organism in Eukaryota, Fungi, Ascomycota, Eurotiomycetes, Eurotiales, Aspergillaceae. The transcript has a single exon. The record is from RefSeq and is a predicted model, not a curated record. The coding region runs from base 1 to 600 and encodes 199 amino acids.